This is a messenger RNA of Pogona vitticeps (central bearded dragon), 2290 nucleotides long. It is a transcript of the gene PRR7, whose product is annotated as proline rich 7, synaptic. The record is from RefSeq and is a predicted model, not a curated record. NCBI's taxonomy places the organism in Eukaryota, Metazoa, Chordata, Lepidosauria, Squamata, Agamidae.
AAGGACAGCGCGGGAGCCAAGCAAAUCCCGGCAGGAAAUUCCAAUCAGGAGCAGAAAGGAGCCCCCGGGACCAUCAGCCCAGCCCAGCGGCACUGCCUUUUUCGUAGUGCCGCCGCCAUCACUUGCAACCUCGAGCCCUACUUCGGACGCUUCCCGGAGGAAAGCUCACGACAAACCAAGCAACUCCCCCUCCCGCCCCCAAAUAUCGGGGAAAGAGGCUGGCAGUUGCCGCCGGAGGGAGGAGCCAGAGGGCGGGCCUGGCGGAGGGCGAGAGAGAGAAAGAGAGAGACAGAGAGAGAACGCGUGAGCGCUCGCCGCCGCGGAGAAGACAAAGGGAAAGCGCCUCCUCGGCACCGCCCGCGUGGAGGCUGCGGCGUCGGGCGAUGGGCAAGGCGGGAGAGGGGUAGCCAGCCAGCCAGCCUAUGCCAGGCGCCGCUCUCCCCGCUCCCGAAAGGCGAGCAGAGGAUUCCCAGGCGGUUAUCCCCGCUGCCCCGGACCCAAGGCUGGAGGAUGGCUCCGCCGCCUUCCAGAGAUGAAGCUUCUGUGGGCGAGCCCUGAUCUCGGCGCUGGAAGUGACGAUAAAGAGUUCCUGUCAUCCCUGUCCUUGGCCCCCCAAAGCUCUGACCUAGCAAUGGGAAGGAGUUGGGCUGGGUGCUGGUGUUACUGGUCGUGUCACUCAAGAACUCAGGAACUUCAAGAAGAGAAUACAGGCCAUGCUCACGAACUCCCCCAGCACUCUCCUUUCCUCCGCUGGGCUCCAUUAGGGGCAAGAACUCCCCCUUCUCCAUAAAAGGCCCAGCCUUGUCGCUGCAUCCAAUCAACUGUUUCCAUGGCAACGGCUGCAAAUCGCACAGAGGAGGCUGUUUGACUAGAAGAGGCAGAAGCUGCUGCAGCGCCCAGGCCUUGGCCGACCAUUCCACGGACACGCACUGAGGUCCUGCCAGGGGUGGAACUUGUGCCAUAUCUGGAAAAGGUGAGAAGACACACACACAAGCGAAGCUGAGGGACGCUUUGUGAUUCUGCCAACAUGACUGGGCAUCCAGCGACACAGGGACAAGGCCCUUUGCAGAAGUGAGGCUGGUAUUCCCUCUUUGCAGAAGCAAUCGGAGACAGAGCGAGCGUCUUCCCAACACCAUCUUGACUCCCAAAUCCAGCUGGAGGUGCAGAACACCUGUUUCAAAACCCAUCGAGAGAAACUUCUAGGGCACUCCACCAGUUCCCAGGAGCAAAGAUGGUGAUGUCCCAUGGCACCUACACCUUCCUUACCUGCUUUGCUGGUUUCUGGCUGAUCUGGGGCCUCAUCGUGUUGCUAUGCUGCUUCUGUAGCUACUUGCGGCGACGCAUGAAACGGCGACAAGAAGAGCGGCUGCGGGAGCAGCAUUUACGCACGCUGGAGAUGGAACCCCUACACUAUGAGGGUUAUGGGGGCCCUGCCUAUGGCGGCUCAGGCUAUGGAGCUGGCUAUAUCCGAAGCCCACCAGGCAUUGCUGUGCCCCACCGACUCCGCAUUGAGCCCCACCGUCCUCACCUCCCACCCCCAAGGCCUUGGAGCUGCAGGCAUGAGCCAGAUCCAUCCAAGCCGCCCUGCUAUGAGGAAGCUGUGCUGAUGGCUGAGCCCCCACCGCCUUACAGUGAAGUCCUGACAGACACACGUGGCUUGUACCGCAAGAUCAACACUCCCUUCCUGAGCCAUGAGCAGCCGGAGAAGCAGGAGCAGCCACCCAGUUAUAAGCCCCUUUUCCUGGAUCGGGGCUACGGCUCAGCUCUUCACCUGCCAAGUUCUGCCAGCCGGGGCCCCACCUGCACCAGCCUCUACUUGGAGUCAGAGCACUCGCAGCGCAUCUUCCCCAGCUGGACAGACUCAGAACUCAGCACCAGAGACAGCUAUGAGCCUGGGCCUUGGCAUCUGCCCGUCUCAAUGCCUUUGUUUGGCAGGACUACGGCAGUUUAGCGUGCCCUGCUGCAGCCAUCUGUGCGGGACUGUAGAUUGCUGCCGGAAGCUGGAGACGGCCAGCUGGUAGCCGUGGGAGCCACCAAGGCCCUUAGUCCAAGCCUUCCAGCCAUGUCAGGGCCACAGGCCUUCACAGGGCAAAGAUCCCCAUCAUCACUAUUGACCUCUUGGCCAGGAUGAGAAUGGGGCUGGUCUCCCCAUCUCACCCACUUUCCUUUUACUGGGCCCACUCCAGGCUCUGUUGGUGCUGACUGUAAGGGGGCCUCUGGCUUGGCCUAAACUUUGUUUCCUAUUUUUUGUUUGUUACAUUUUGACAAUAAUAAAGUUUGUGGAACUUGA